AUGCCGACUGGUGAGAUGCCAGAAGUCGCGCAACUAGAUGGAGCACUUGCAGAUGAUGCAGUGCGAAGCACAGCGCAGGACCUGGACUGCACAUCCCCAAGUGCCAGCUCGACGAUGCCCAUGGAAGACAUGAGGGAAAUCUUAACAGCUGUCACUCAGCAUUCCGACCUGGCGACGGCAUUGCGGCAGAAAGGGCAAGCAGGACGAGCUGUGCGCACGCUGGAACGGGCGGUUGCCAUGUGCGCGAAAGCUGAGCAAAUCCACCCCGCCAUUGCGGUAGAAGCAGCGCGGGCACGUGUGAAUUUGGCAGCUGCUUUGUCCGAGGCGGCUCGUCAUCGAGAAGCCAUCGCCCACAUCAGGAAGGCCCAACGUGGAUUAGAUCAAAUUUUGGCAUGGGCAGAACAGUGUGGUGAUUCUGACACUGGAGCCAAGCAGAUUGCAGGCGAAGCUUCAGCUCUUCGCUGUGCUGCGCUGGUCGCAGAGUCGAUCGAACUAGAUCUUUGCCCAGGUGCUGCUGCUGACUUUGACAUGCCUUUGAGCGAAACGACUAUGUUGCGCGAAACGCUGACACCGAAGAACCGAACCGUGAGCUUGCCGCAGAUCGGACAGAAAGCUCGCAGAGAGAAGAAGAUACGCAAGGAUGACAAGGCUUCAAAGACCCAUCUUCCCGGCGCAGCAAAGUCUUCAGAUGUGGUCGGCGAGAAGCGGCAACCGGUGAUCAAGCUUUCGCUACGGCCACGAGCUGCAGAGGAGCGCACCGAUGUCUUCAGCGACUUCCUUCGUGGUGUGGAGGCUGAGGGUGUGGCCCGCCUUGGUGCUCUGAAUGACAAUUGGGAGGACCAGGCGAAGCGGCGGUUGGGCCAAGUCCACCGCAGGACGCGUCUUCAGUUGGAUUUGAUGGGUGACAAUGACCUCAAGGAGAAGCGUUACACUAGCACUGGCCACCAAGUCUUCAUGAAGGCCAUGAAGAAAGCCAACAAAAGCUGGAGCGAUCCGGCUUUUCGCUGGUCAACAAUCUGCGUUCCAAUCAUGGGAGGUCCAGCAUCAAGGGUGAAGCGUGAUGCCUUCACAGUUUCACAGAUGCCUUUGCAAAAGCAAAUGUGUAAGGCAUAUUGCAGCUCCAAGAAUGAGCCUGACGCCGUCGCCAGCGAAGCUCCGGUUGUCUAUGAAAGCCAGCCUUCACGACGGACAGUGGAUGCGUGCCACACAGAUGGCUCUCAAACGGCGGCUGCAAGGACCCUCAUUGAGAGUGCUGCAGAUGCCGCGGCGAUGGUUUUUGAGAGUACACCGGUUUCGGCUUCGGCCGACGCCUCGUCGAGCCAUGGUGCUGCUCCCGCGGAGUCCAUGGUUUUUGAGAGCAAGCCGCAGGAGUCCAAGGCAGAUGCCCUGCACAGGGCUGGUACAAGAACCGCAGCAGAUGCUGAGGAGCUUAUUCAGUCAGCUGCAGAUUUGUGGACCUCCGGCCAGAACCUUGUGUACGAAAACACCCCUGCUGCCAGCGAUGCAAACGUUUCACAUGCAUCUUUGCUCCAGGCACCCACGUCGUCGGUCUAUGAGAGCAGUCCUGCUGCUUCACGUGCUGAUUUCAUCAGUGGGAAUGCGUGCCUGGCAGACUCUGCGAGGACGCUGAUUGAAGAUGCUGCCGCGAAAGCAGAGCUCACAAUGCCGAAGCCAAAGACACCAUCUGCGGCUGCUGCGAGGGCAACGGAAGCAAGAGACACCAUUGAGAAAGUCGCUGCAUCAGAGCUUUCAGUCGGACAGUCAGGUGCGUGCGUCUUUGAGAGCCAGCCGGCCGAGAGCAUGGCAUCAGCUUGCCAUGGAAAAGAUUACUCCAGCGGAGAAGAGGUGACCGAUGAUGAGGAGGAGGACACCAAGGUAGUGAUGCUUGUGCGGCGGUUGCUUGUGAUCGUAUUGAUGGUUGGUGGUUGGAGCUCAUCGGGUGGUACUAUGGCUGUUGUUGUCGAAUCUCUCGUGGACACCGUGACGAUCUCCCGGCUGGGACCUCUGGCAAAUCAGCUCUUGAGAGCAUGUGCAGCAUGUGUCAUCGCACUCGAGACGGUCACAGUCUUGACCGCGCAGUUGGCAGCAAAAGCAGAAGUGCAACGAGCGCAGCAGCGGGUGAAGCUCCUUGGCGGGGGCGAGAAGCCACACCUGCCGCCCUUACCGCCGACUCUACGGUCGGCAGACCUUCAAACCAAGGAUGUCGAGCAAAUACAAUCCGCUUACCACUGGAGGCCUGUUCAGAUCCGCGAGCACUGCUUUGCCUCGGACCAGCCUGGUAGAAGCUUGGGAACAUAUGUCAACACCCUGAGCUUCAACUUGGCGCCACAGACGCUGCAGGGAGCCAAGCCGCUUCAGAUUCGACUCGCCGCCGGGAACUUUACGGCCCAGGGAGCAGUUUGGUGCUACAUCCUUGAAGAUUCCUUUGUGCAGUGCCGCGGUGUGGUCAUCGGCACCUGUCCGAAGACCCACGAUCCUGAGAACGGCAGGAACAUUCGUAUUUGCCGCCUGCCGGUGGAGGCACGCCCGCGCCGUGGCCUUCAGUUUGCUGCGCUCUCGAGGGAGGCCUACGAUGUUGGUGGUCACAUCACCUACACUUCCAGCCGGGUGGCCUUGACCGUUACACCAGAUGGCUGGAUAUGUGGUCAUUCCACACGUGAGAUGGAGGGGGCCAUCGAUCUCUCCGCUAUUCGCUUUUGCAAGCAAGGCGGCAUCUCUCUUACCGACGAGGUGACGCUGCAUACUGUGGAUGUUCGCGGUUCUCGCCUGGUUUGUCUUCAAGGACACCUAUCCGAAUGCUUCUAUGUGUUGCAAUCCAAGCGCCCUCUGGCCAUGCUCCCAGAGAGCUGUCGGCCGAAGGAGGUGCUGCAUUUUGUGACUCCUGGCUCUGGACCGGGGGCCUUCCACCUUAUUCAGGUUCGGCCUACACAAGGUUCCGGCAUCGGCGGUGAUCUAAUGUGGAAAGAUGGUGUGUGGAAUCACGACGAAGUCCAUCUCACCGGGAUUAUGUACGAGGUCAGUGCAGAUGCUUUGUCACUCUCGUUCCUCGAUGCUUCCUGGUCACAAGAGAUCUUGAGGAUCUUCGUGGCUGAGUUUCAGAAGUUUUUGAUGGCAAAGUUUGGCAGCAUCGACGAUGCAUGGGAUGAGGCUUUCGAUCUGAACGGGCUCGGCGUGGUGAACUUCACCCAGUUCAGCGUUGGCUGCAAGAAAGCCGGCUAUGUUGGCAAUGCCACACGGUUGUGGGCGGCGAUCAAUGACGAUCACGGCGACGUGAUCUGCCUCGAUCAGCUUGCCAGGAAUUACUUAGAACCGGAGCCUUCGGACCAGCUGGACAUCGGUCGCAAUGGGGAGGAUCCGCCCGCGCUGGAGAAUGGAGCUGGCUGA
Messenger RNA from Symbiodinium necroappetens, 3384 nucleotides. The record is from the annotation of a GenBank genome assembly. Lineage: Eukaryota; Dinophyceae; Suessiales; Symbiodiniaceae.